AUGCUGGGGGCGGCGAGCGCACUGCAGCUCCUGCUGGCGCUAGCCACGGCCGCGGCCGCGGCCGGCGCGCCGCACGAGGUCUUCACCAACUCGUUCCUGGUGCGGCUGCGGGGCGCACCGGGCACCGCCGUCGCCGACCAGGUGGCGGCGCGCACCGGCUUCCUCAACCUGGGGCCGGUGCUGGGUUCGGACCGGGAGUUCCACUUCGUGCACCGCGCGCUGCCGCACGCUCGCAGCAAGCGUAGCGUCCCGCACGUGCGCCGCCUCAAGGUGGACCCCCUGGUGGAGGCGGCGGUGCAGCAGACGGGCUUCCGGCGCGUGAAGCGCGGCUACAAGCCGCUGCGCGUCGAGAACCUGGUGAAAAACAUGCGGCCGCAGCGCGACCCGGCCGACCCCUACUUCCCCUUCCAGUGGUACCUCAAGAACACCGGCCAGAACGGCGGCAAGGCCAAGCUCGACCUCAACGUCGAGGCCGCCUGGGCACAGGGCGUCACCGGCAAGAACGUCACCACCGCCAUCAUGGACGACGGUGUGGACUAUAUGCAUCCAGAUCUCAAACAUAAUUAUAACGCUCGCGCCAGCUACGACUUCAGCAGCAACGACCCCUACCCGUACCCGCGGUACACCGACGACUGGUUUAACAGUCACGGGACCCGUUGUGCUGGCGAGGUGGCAGCUGCCAGAGACAACGGGGUCUGCGGUGUGGGCGUGGCCUAUGACUCCAAGAUAGCUGGUAUCCGCAUGCUGGACCAGCCCUACAUGACGGACCUGAUUGAGGCCAAUUCGAUGGGCCACGAGCCGAACCUGAUCGACAUCUACAGCGCCUCCUGGGGGCCCACGGACGACGGCAAGACGGUGGAUGGGCCGCGCAACGCCACCAUGCGAGCCAUCGUCCGGGGCGUCAACGAGGGCCGGAACGGCCUGGGCAACAUCUACGUGUGGGCGAGCGGCGACGGCGGCGAGGACGACGACUGCAACUGCGACGGGUACGCGGCCAGCAUGUGGACCGUGUCUAUCAACAGCGCCAUCAACGACGGCCAGAACGCGCACUACGACGAGAGCUGCUCCUCCACGCUGGCCUCCACCUUCAGCAACGGCGCCAAGGACCCCAACACCGGAGUCGCGACGACGGACUUGUACGGCAAGUGCACGACGACGCACUCUGGCACGUCAGCGGCCGCUCCGGAAGCGGCAGGCGUCUUCGCGCUGGCGCUGGAGGCCAACCCGCAGCUGACGUGGCGGGACAUCCAGCACCUGACGGUGCUCACGUCGAAGCGCAACUCACUGUUCGACGCGAAGCGGCGCUUCCACUGGACGAUGAACGGCGUGGGCCUCGAGUUCAACCACCUCUUCGGCUUCGGCGUGCUGGACGCUGGCGCCAUGGUGGCGCUCGCCAAGCAGUGGCGCACCGUGCCCGCCAGGUUCCACUGCGAGGGCGGAUCCGUCAACGAAGCGCACGAGAUCCCGUCCCGCGGCCCACUGGUGCUGAAGAUCUCGACGGACGCGUGCCGCGGCACCGACACGCAGGUGGACUACCUGGAGCACGUGCAGGCCGUCAUCACGCUCAACGCGUCGCGACGCGGGGACCUCGAGCUCUUCCUCACCUCGCCCAUGGGAACCAGAUCGAUGAUCUUGAGCAGGCGUGUUAAUGAUGAUGAUCAUCGCGAUGGGUUCACCAAAUGGCCAUUCAUGACAACUCACACAUGGGGAGAGUAUCCGCAGGGCACAUGGACAUUAGAGGUUGGCUUCAAUUCACCAAUACCACAAACAGGUUUCCUAAAGGAAUGGACUCUGAUGCUGCAUGGCACACGUGAUCCACCAUACAGUGAGCUACCUGUCACAGAUCCACACUCCAAGCUAGCCAUUGUGAAGAAGGCCCAUGAAGAGCGCAGCAAGUUGUAGGACUGCCCAAAAGCUGUGACCUUAUAACAUAAUAGCUGUAGACAUGGUAUGCCACUUUGAUACGAUGGCUAAUUACACUAAACCCACUAAUAUAUAGUUCUCUGGCAUCAAACACAACAACAUUCUGAGAUGUUUAAAAUAACUUCCCUUCCUCUGUAAAAUUAUUUGGUUUGGCAAGUAAGUCACAAGACUUGUUAAUUUUUAUGUUUCAUAACAUACAAUCAAGCCCCAAAGUUCCUACCAUGUCUCACACCCAAAUAGAGCAGAUUCCUGGAAAUACUUAUAAAAAUUCUUCAUCCAUAAUUUUCUUCUGAGCUCUGCUGUGUUGGUACCAAUAUUAUUUGGGUAAUGUUGGUGUUCAACAAUAUGCAAAACUUUUACUUAAUAUAUUGUGCAGGUUUCCAUAUUUUAACUGAAUGCAACACAGCAGCUGCAAUUCUGUUUCCAAAAGCAAAGAAGAAAAAGCUUCUUUCGUACACCUACCUUCAUGUAGACAAAAUGAAUUUGAGGUAGAGAGUGCAAACCAAUAUGGAAAUUAAUAGACUUUCAUAUCUUACCUACAAAUUACAGAUCUGCAUCAAACUUAUUCACCAAUAGUGUAGAACGUAUAACAGAGUAAUAUGGUGAGAAAAGAUCAUUUAGCACAUUACAUCAGUAGUUGCCUGAAUAAAAUUAUGGGGAAAAUGGUAAAUACGAGAGUCAAAUAUUCAAUUUAGAAAGAUUGGAUCUGAGAAUGAAGACAAUGAUUGUAUCAUUACAUAAAAAUGAAAGGUUACUUCUCCCCUUGAUAAAUAGUCAAGAAUUUUGAACACAGCAGGCCUUUAGGCUUCUGAACUAUUUAUGAAAAUGUUUUGAAGUCACUAUGAAAGCAAAUGUAUUAAAUCAAAGACAGGGAGAAAAAAAUUGGAAAUUUGGGGAUCACUCUUAAAUGAAAAAUUUCAUUUCAUGUUUAUUAAUUAAGUUAGUAAGAGAAAUAUUCCUAGUACAAGGGAAAAAAUUUUGAGCUGUCGACAAAAUAUGCUGUAAUACAAAUGUUCUAAUGGUUUUCUCAAUUAGCAGUACUAGUAGAGUUAUUUCAGAAUACAAAAUAAACUAUUACUUCAGUUAGUUCAUUUAUUAUGCAAAGCUCAUUUUCUCUUCAAGUCUUUAUAUGAUGACUAAGUAUGUUUCCAAAAAGUUACAGUUUUAAAUUAUUAUUAGACUGAAUAUUUUACACGUUACUGUUUUCCACAUGCAGUGAGUAAAUUAUGUCACUAGCACCAUAUGCAUACACAAAGUCUGAAGAAAUAAUAUGCAACAAAUAUAAUCACUCACUUGGUAAGUGGUUGAUUAACAGGGUACACACUGUUACAUAAUCCCAGCUGGUAUGCCUACCAUUUGUUUGACAGCUUUUCCCUACUAUGUCUGAGAAAUGUCAGUCUGCCAGUGCACAAAAGGUUUUGUCCAUCAAAAUGUGUUACAGAUUAUGCAUCUAUAGACAGAUAUUUUUCUGUAAUUCAUUAUUUUAAAAUAUUUCAGUCUAUUUUCUUCAAACCUGUAAUUUCAAUGAAAAACUUAAGCUUAGAUAUGCAGCUAUGGCUAAAAUUAAUAUUCUUCACAUUACCAUAAAUGCCUCUGAGUAGGAUUUCAUACUUAUUUGCACUCUUUACCUCUGAUACUCCUCUUUUAUUUAAAAAAGAAACUGUAGAAAUAAAUAGCAGUAAUUAGUACCUUAUUUUGAGAGCAAUCAAGCUGUUGGACAAGAUUGGUGAGCAUUAAAAUGAGUAUCAUUUUUACAUACUUUUUACUUUCCAAAAUCAUUGCAGAGUACUGAACUCUGUAUGAAAGUAUUAAAUGUUUAUUUUGUGAUACAUACAGAUUACGCAUUACUGUACCUGCUGUUAUUUAUUUAUUUUUCCUCAGAGACUGUUUCCUGUAAAAUGAAUUAUUGUAUCUGGUAGAUUGUUGUUAAUAUCAAAGUGGAGGUUAAAUUCUAUUUUUAUAAUUUUAUUCUUUUGUUAGUGAAUUGUUAUCUGGAGCACAAAUGUUUCAUUCUGCAAAUAAAAACAAACAGUAUCUCUACAAAUGAGAAUCAAACUUACUGUUUAAGACAAAUAUCACUACAACAGUUUUCUUCUUUCGUUACCUGUUCUAAGAAUAAAUUUAUGAACAGUUCAGUCAUUCCCUGUACAAUAACAUAGCAUGAAAGAGCACUGUAUACAGCAUAUGUGGGCGAUGAAAUCCUAAAUAGUAGUUCUUAAUAUGCUUCAUGCAGUAACACUCUCUGUGAAAACAAAUCUCUCUGAAUUUCAUAAUCAGAUGUCAUUGUGGCUGAACUGUCAAAAGUACAAAUAAAUGUCAAGCUCUAGGAAGCCUGAUGUUAUCUACUUUUAUGCUAAAUUAUUGCUUCUCUUCCAUUCAUAACUAUAAGUAUAAAGUUCUUCUGUCAAUGUGUGAUAACUCACCUUCUGGAAUUAUAUAACGACUUUGACACUUCCCUCUGUAAAGAAUCUUCCUGUAACUGUUCAACAGAAUGUGUUUUGUUAGCUGAUCUAUGUUAUCAAUCUGACGUAAAUAUUACCAGAGUGAAAAUUUCUUUUUAUUUCUGUACAAAUAAAAAUAAAUUAUGUUCCUUCCAAACAAUCCAGAUAUUAUUUCCCCUUUUUAAAGUCUCAUACCAAAUAUCAUUUUAUAAUGAAGUUCAUAGUACAUAUAUUUCCACAUGUAAAAAGAAACAAUUUUUACAAUAAAUGAAAAUUGGCAACUACUUUUUUCACUCAAAAUCAAGAACAAUUUGUCAGUGCAGUGCAUCAUGGAAACCUUUCCUUUUCUUUAUAACAGAUUAACGUUGACACUGUUGAUGUUUUUCCUCUCUUUCUAACAGCUGAAUAUCUGAGUUCUUGGUUUCAUGUUGAUCAAAUAACCAAAUGGCCUUCAUAUUACAAUCAGUUAACCAACUUAAACAUCCUUAACUAGUAAUAUGAGGAGCCAUUCAAAUCAGAUAAAUAAUGUUUCUUCCUCUAAACAACUACCUAACUGAGCCAGCUAUUCAAUUGCUUAGCUGAAUUAUCUUCUAUGCCUGCAUGAGAUUAUGAAUGGUAAAAAGUCUUGCUACAAAAAAAAUGAUUAUUGCUAAGCCAGCUGCCAGCAAAUGGCAUCCUUCUGUCCCUUCCCCUUUCAUAUUCCCCUCCCUCUUCCUCUCUCUCUCUCUCUCUCUCUCUCUCUCUCUCUCUCUCUCUCUCUCUCUCUCUCUCUCUCUAUCUAUCUGUCUGUCUGUCUGUCUGUCUGUCUACCUAUCUGUCUGUGUAUUCAUACCUGUCUCAUUCUCUCUCCUGAUGGUAUCAUAUAACUGUGAGAGUACCAAUGGGAAACAUAGUGGAAAGUUGAAAAUUUUGUGGAGAAACUGGAGUAGAACACCGUUUUCCAUUUUCCAUUCUUCUCUUGUCCCACAUUGUGCAUAAUUUUCCAUGAUCUUAUCUUAUUCAUGUUUCUUGCCUCCCAUGUGCUCAGAUUAGCCCACUGCUUGCACAAAGUGAACUGAAUCACCAGAAGUAAUAUGAAUGGAAGUUCAGCAGCUCACAAUAACCCUUUCCUUUUUGCAUCUUUCUUCACUGUUAUGUAGUAUCUUAAUCAUGACUGAUGAUCUGAGUUGUUGCUUUCAUUUCCUCUAUAAUGUUCUGUUCUCUACAAUCACAAUUAAAAUGUGACUAGAUUUAUGGAACAAAGCUGUUUCUUUCAUGGAAACAAACACAUUACAGAAAACAUACUCAGAAAGUUAAAAGUAAUUAACAGUCUGUCACUUCCAGAUUAAGUAUUUCAUAUUGAAAUUUUGGAAAAUUCUAGUCAUUUUUGAGACUGUUUACUGCAGAAUUUUUGGUGUAUAACUAUAAUAAAAGUGAAUUAAUUGUAAAGCUAAAUUAACUGUUCAUAUCAACAAAGUCUCCAUUAUUACAAAUAUUUUUAAUUUACAAUUUACAUCCAUACUCAGAUUACCUAAAACUCAGUUCACAUAAAUGCCAAAAAAAAUGGCGAGGAGAAAAUAGUUUUAUUUUUGUGAAAUGAAAUUGACAUAAACAAUUUGGAAAUGUAUCAGACUAAGUAGCUCCUUAAUCCAUGCAAGAAGCUUUCUGAAAUGAAUUUAUGUCACUAGUUUACCUUUUGCUACAAGUAUGAUCUUAUAUCCAAACAAAUUCUUUGCAAAACAUCAAGAUGUAUAUGGGAUAUUUCCUAUUUUUAAAUGUCUCCAGUAACACUGAUUUCAAUAUUUUGUCAUAAUAGUUAUAAUAUUGUUUACAUAAAAUUGAGAAGCACUUUGUUUCUUGUUUUUCUGUUCCUCUAUAUCAUAUAUUAAAUGCUCCAAAUUCUCAGAAGCAUUCUAUGAUCUGAAUGAGUGGGCAGAUUCAAGAAAGCAUUUUUACUGUUGAUGGUUGGUACAGAACAGUAGCUUCUUUUGGCACAGUUUUUUUACUGUAUUUUUGUUUAUGUUCUAAAGUUUCUAUCUUCCUUUAAUUGCAUCAGACUUUCGAUGUGGUAUUUUACAUCAGACUUUUGCUGUGGUAUUUUAACUCUCUCUCCCUCCCUCUCUCUCUCUCUCUCUCUCUCUCUCUCUCUCUCUCUCUCUUUCUCCCUCCCACCCUCCCUCCGGCCCUCCCUCCCUCCCACUCUCUUUGUGUGCAUGUGUUUUUGUGGAUGUGUGUGUGUUUCCAUGCUGUAUCAUUAUAUUAAUAUAAAUUUUAUUAUUACAGUUGGCAAACCUAUUGUUAUUGUCAGUGAAACACACUCAGUACCAAACAUUAUUAUUCAUAUUAACAUUGUUAUUAUUAUUAUUAUUAAUUAUAUAUAUUCAUUUCAAUUGAUAUUAAUCUACUUGCAUUUGGAUUAGUAUAUUGUGUGAUGUUCAGCACUGACACUAGCACAAAUGUUGACAUUGUACAAAGUAAGUGUGGGAUAUUAUGUUUAACAGUACAUUAGUGAAACCAUGACUGUAGUGGUGGUUUCUACAAAGUCACAAUGUAAAUAAUAUAACUGCCAUGUAUUAUGAUACUGAAAGAAAGAUUUUAUUUCUUUGAUUCACUUUUAUUUAUCAUUAUUUUACAGAAAGUAAUCUACAAUAUCAAAAUUCGUAAAACAAUAUGAGAAAAAUUGAAAGGAACUAAUACAGGUGUGGCUUUUUAUCUCCAUGAAACAGCAGUGUUCAUUUACUUUACCAUUUUAUAGAUACCUAUAUAUUGAAAUAGGUAAGGCAUUUCUCUUUGCCUGAGAGCCUCUUUUUUUCCUUUUCCGCACAUAAACAAAGUCUGUUAAUACUUGGUACAUAAAUUACAAACAAACUGAUAUGUAAACAGAGGGGGUGUCACAGUUUAUGUAUUUUGUAUAUUACAUUUUGAAUUUCUUCUUCUUUCAAGUAUACUGUACUGACUCUAUGUAAUAAAUUACUAGUGAGAGAGAACUGCAUAGGGAGAUCAGUAUUGUUAACAUCCAGUUGCAGUUUUACAGUGCUGUUUACAAGAAAUGGAGUACUGUUUUUAUUGAAGGUCUGAAAAAACACAUCAUGUGUAUAUAUGUAGGUAGAAAUGUUUAUAGUGUGUAAGAAAAAUGUAUUACAUAAACAAAUCCAUCUCUUCCUCUUUAAUACUGUAGUACCAAUCAACUGAAAAAUAGCUUGUCUUAAGAUAGUGCAUUCUUCUUCACUAAAGUAGGUUUCAGACUGGUGAAAACAAAGUCUAUUUACAACUGUUAGUGCUUGAAGUAAUAAAGUAGGGAUAUUCUGUACUAAUGACAUAAUUGUAUAGGCAGAUUUUCAGCAAAAUGUGUCAGUACAGCUUAGAGGGACCAGAGAUAUAUUUAAAUACAUUCCCUAUUUGUCUACCUACAACAUAUUAAACAGCACUGGUGUAACUGACUGUCAUAUUUCAUUAUUAGAACACCAAGUGGUGUUACAUGAAUAUUUUAUGGAGUUUACAGUUCUUUUAAAAUAUAUACCAGCACAGUGACAGAAUGAGUAAUUAUUGUUUAUUUUAUGUGCAUUCCAAUUAUUUUUAUUUUUAACUGCAAAUAACAAACCACAAAAUAUGUCAUAUUCUCUUAUAAGCACACGUUCAAACGAAAAUGUGGGAGCAAGAUAUUGGAAAGUGACAAAUGAAGCAUACUCUCAUUCAGAAAAUAUUUUAUUGUAAUUUUAUGUAAUAUCAUAGACAGACAUGUAAAGUAUAUGCUUACUGUAAUGGCAAAAGGAAAUAAAAUAUGGUUCAUUUCUUAA
Molecule: messenger RNA, 8140 nt
Organism: Schistocerca serialis cubense
Lineage: Eukaryota; Metazoa; Arthropoda; Insecta; Orthoptera; Acrididae
Gene: amon
Product: neuroendocrine convertase 2
Exons: 13
Coding region: 1-1902 (633 amino acids)
Biological process (GO): protein processing
Cellular component (GO): Golgi membrane; trans-Golgi network
Molecular function (GO): serine-type endopeptidase activity
Source: RefSeq, a predicted model, not a curated record